AAUCUGAAAUGGGGGUGAUGACAUGGAUGCUUGUUUAAUUGAUUCACUCGUAGAGCAAAAAGUUAAAGGGCAAAAGAUUGGUGGCAACUUCACCAAAGCUGCAUAUAGAGCUACAUCAAUGGCGGUAUCUAAAGCAUUUAGCAUUAUUUGUGAUCCUGCGCAUGUGAAGAAUCGUGUGAGGACCCUGAAAAAACACCUUGCGGUGAUGAAAGACUUGAUUGAAAGUAAAAGUGGAUUUGGGUACAAUGAAUCAAAUAAGAUGAUCGAAGCUGAACCUCAAGUGUGGGCAGAGUAUAUCAAGUCAAAACCACUUGCAAACCAAUAUCGAUUCAGUCCUGCCCCCAAUUACGAAAAGUUAAACGAGCUUUUUGGAUGAGAUCGUGCUACGGGAAGUAGGGCCAUUGGUCCAAAAGAAAGACAACGUCAAUGGGCGAAUGAAAAAAAUACGUUUGCAAGUGGCAAUGAUACUCAUUCUUUGGGGAAUGAGGGAGAUAAACAAAAUGAUAAUUCUGGGCCAGAAGUCCAUAGAGAUGACAAUGAAACUUCUUCGUCUAAAGAUCCAAUAUUCAGAAAUUUUUAUGAAGAGCCAAAGAAAAAGAAGACUAGAAUUAUUGACAUUGUAAGUGAAGAAAUUAAAUUAUUGAGAGGGGGGAUGGAUAGAAUUGCUGCUGCAUUGGAACAAGGAUAUACAGAAGAGCAGUUGCUCGAGGAGAUUGCUGGAGUUGGUGGUAUGUCUGAGAUUUCCCAAAUGUCCAUUUAUCAAAGUCUUACAUUGGAUGAGAAAUCAGCUCGAACUUUUCACAAGUGCCCGAUUGAGAAAAGAAAAGUUUGGUUGUUGGUAAAGUUUGGUCCUACUGUGUUUGAUGUGUAGUGUUUUUUGGACUUCGAAAUUAGUUUUAUGUAAUUUGUGCAUUUAUUUUGUUUUCUUGAACCUCGUAGUUUGAAUUUUUUUUUUCUUAAUGCAAGAACUUUGUAAUUUGAACUUGCCUCUAUCAUUUUUACCAAGUUGAUGU
Erythranthe guttata (spotted monkey flower) is the source of this 1013-nucleotide messenger RNA. Lineage: Eukaryota; Viridiplantae; Streptophyta; Magnoliopsida; Lamiales; Phrymaceae. The record is from RefSeq and is a predicted model, not a curated record.